Messenger RNA from Ceutorhynchus assimilis (cabbage seed weevil), 1883 nucleotides. The record is from the annotation of a GenBank genome assembly. Lineage: Eukaryota; Metazoa; Arthropoda; Insecta; Coleoptera; Curculionidae.
UUUAUUAUUGAAAUGUUGAAAACCUAAAUUAUUAACUGUGUUUUACCUUGAUUAGCCAUUGUCUCAAUCUUGCUGGGUCAAUCAUGUUUUCUACUUUUUGAUUAUCUCUAUAGAUGACUAAUUCACAAAAACUAAUUAAUAAAUUCACAAUAAUAAUAAUAAUAAAAUUGUUGGAGUGACACUGUCAAUUGUCAAACAAUUUAUGAAGGUUUCAACUUUUCUUGAUAUAAAGGCGAAAUUGAUAAACAAUAAGUAAUUGAUUCAAAUCCGGAAAAGAAAUCGAUUAUUAACCUAAAAUAUGUUGAAUUUUAGGAAAUUGUUCACUAAAAAAUGUUCCAUAAUUGGAAUGGUUCAUGUGAAACCCCUACCAGGAACACCCCUUUUUGGAGGUAACAUUGAACAAAUUGUAACAGAAGCUCUUAGAGAAACAGAAAUUUAUUUGAAAAAUGACUUGGAUGCACUGUUAAUAGAAAAUAUGCAUGAUGUUCCCUAUAUCCAAUCACAAAAAUUUGGACCAGAAAUUACUGCUACAAUGACUCGUAUUUGCACAGAGAUCCAAAAAAUAACUCAAAAAUCUGUACCUUGUGGCAUACAAGUUUUAUCUUGUGGUAAUAAAGAAGCCCUAGCUAUAGCAAAAGCAUGUGCUCUAGAUUUUAUAAGAGCAGAAGGCUUUGUUUUCAGCCAUAUAGGAGAUGAAGGAUUUACAGAUGCUAAUGCAGGAGAACUAUUGAGGUACAGAAAAUAUAUUGAUGCCAAUGAUGUAUUAAUUUUUGCCGACAUUAAAAAAAAGCAUAGUUCGCACGCAAUCACUAGUGAUGUUUCUCUAAGUGAAACAGCAAAAGCUGCUGAAUAUUUUUUGGCUGAUGGUUUGGUACUUACUGGAACCUCAACAGGAGUUCCAGCACAUUUACAUGAACUAAAUCAAUUGAAGGAGACAACAAAUUUGCCCAUUUUCAUUGGAUCUGGUGUAACAAAGGAAAAUCUCGAGGAUUAUAUCAAAGCUGAUGCUUUAAUUGUUGGGAGUCAUUUCAAAAAAGGAGGAUUAUGGAGUAAUGAAGUUGACGAGAAUAGAGUUAGAGAGUUUAUGGAUAAAAUACGUUACUUAGGUCUUAAAACUAUGGUUAAUUAGUAAAAAAACACAAAAUAAAUAAAUAAGUUUUAAAAAACUCAUGUUUAGCUGCCUUUGAAUCCUAGAAUUCCCUUGAAUUUUGAUCCAAAUGUCUUAAAAAAGCUGCCCAUUUUACUGACAUUUUGUUCCUCAUGCUUUCUUCCAAAAACAAAAAUGUCUUUUCUCUUAGUUAACUCCACAUUUACAUUAUUACUUAAAGGUUUAAGUGUGUCAUCUCGAUUAGUUCCUGAUUCAAUUUUCCAUUCACUUGAAUUUGGAAAAUCACUAGUGUCUAUUAAGGGAAAUCCAGUGACAUUGAGAUGCUUAGUUUCUGGAUUGCUUUCCAAUUUGAUUGGAGUAGAAUUCCAAGCUGAAUGAAUGGAUCUACGCGCUUGUAUACCAUAUCCCAUCCUUGGGGUUAGCAAUGAGUCUGUGUUCUGAUUACCCUAGAAAUAAAUAGCUUACUGUAUUGAAUAAGUGUUUCUGGCUUAGACUACUUGUUUCUUAUUUUUUGAACUACCAGAAGUAAAUUUAUUAUUGAUGAAAAUUUCUUACCACAACUUUUCUCUUCUUCAAAGGUUGUCCAGGGCUAAGUCCAAUUUCAUGGUACUCAUUUACAUCUUUCCUUUUAACGGCUCGUCUAUUUGAACUUUCUUUUCUCAAAGUUUUCCUGUCUUCCAAAUAGUUUUCUAUAGAUUGGCGAAUGCAAUCAAUCCAGGCAACUGUUUCACUUAAUUGCUCAUCAUAUAAAAUAAGUUCUUCAUCUUGGCAGCUC